UCUUCUUCUCAACCAUCCGACCAUGAGCUCCUCCUCCUCCGCCUCCGACGAAGGCCCGAAGCUCCCUCACGACGUCGCCGUCGAGGUCCUGAAGCGGCUGCCGGUGGGAUCCCUCCUCCGGUGCAGGUGCGUAUGCCGGCCGUGGCGCGCCGCCAUCGACGACCCUCGUUUCGCGGCCCUCCACCUGCGCCACUCCGCCCUCGACGCCUCCAAUCGGUACCUCGUGAGCAUAGACUGGCGGGAUCCCGUCCACAGCCUGCACUCUCCUUUUGCCGACCCGUUGCAAAUCGAAAUCCCGUUCGUCACUCCCCCUCCCGACAGUUACCGUGUCGUCGGCUCGUGUAACGGUCUGAUCUGCAUCACCGAAAUCUCCAGAAACGUCUGUGACCAGACGACGUAUCUGGGGAAUUUGUUCACGAGGAAGCACAAGGCGGUUCGGCGGUCCGGUCGGGAGCACCAAUUCAUUUGCAGGGACACUGCUCAUGUGGUUCUAGGGUUUUGGUUCGACGCCCCGUCGAAUGACUAUUUGAUUGUGAGGAUUGUCUAUUGUAUGGAUAAUCGGAGUCGAAGCUUCGGGAGGGCGAUGUCUCCGGUCGAGAUUUAUUCGCUCGGUACAGAUUCCUGGAGAAGUUUGGAGUGUGAGGUUCCUGCUUUCUGCGCCUACAGACCCGCGGUCUCCGUGAAUGGGAAGCUGCACUGGUUUGCUUUCGACUUCGAUGAUCUGUUGGGCGACGUCGGGUUCGGAUCGAUAGUCUUGUUCGAUGUCGCGGGUGAGGUGUUUGAUGAAAUGGCUCUGCCGGAAGAGAUUCUUCACAUGGACAGUGUCGUUUCGGUAGUGUCUGUGGCGGUAUUGAAUGACUUGCUGGCUGUGUUCAUUAGUCGUGGGGGGCCACUUGGGCAUCCUGAUUUGCAUUCCAAUUGUUCUGUUUGGGUUAUGAGAGACUACGGCGUGCCUGAGUCUUGGACUAAGCUGUAUACUUUUGAGGCUAGUGGAUUGGUAUAUGGAUUUGAUGGCUUCACGUGGAAUGGUGAACUUAUGGUGGAGAUAGAUAGUGGAGAACGAGUUUCUUGGAAUCCAAUCACGGGACAAUUCACAGAACUUCCAUUAUGGACGACAUGCGAUUUGGUACCCGUCGUAGAGAGCCUCGUUUCACUUUAGAUAUGACUCGAUUGCUGCUACAUUUACCGGUACGAAAGAUUGAUUCUGCUUGUAGAAAAGUUGAAAGUUACAUCGGAAUUGAGAAGAAAUGUUUUAUUCAUAUACGCUCUGGCCACAAAAUGAUAAGCAGAGGAAGUGAGGUGCUGCCCAUUUACUUUUGAUACUUCUUGCAAGCUUUAGAAUACAUUUUCAUUUUCACUUUAUA
Syzygium oleosum is the source of this 1364-nucleotide messenger RNA. Its product is annotated as F-box protein At3g07870-like. The record is from RefSeq and is a predicted model, not a curated record. The transcript has a single exon. NCBI's taxonomy places the organism in Eukaryota, Viridiplantae, Streptophyta, Magnoliopsida, Myrtales, Myrtaceae. The coding region runs from base 23 to 1159 and encodes 378 amino acids. Gene Ontology annotation, molecular function: protein binding.